Messenger RNA from Rotaria socialis, 3270 nucleotides. The record is from the annotation of a GenBank genome assembly. NCBI's taxonomy places the organism in Eukaryota, Metazoa, Rotifera, Eurotatoria, Philodinida, Philodinidae.
AUGACAACGAAAGUUCAAUGGAAACGACUCGAUGGAACCAUCGGUCAAAAUCCCAAGCCACGUCAUGGUCAUCGAGCAGUAGCUGUCAAAGAUCUAAUUAUUAUAUUUGGUGGUGGUAAUGAAGGCAUUGUUGAAGAUCUCAAUGUUUAUAAUUGUGCUACAAACCAAUGGUUUCAACCAUUAAUGAAAGGUGAUAUACCAACAGGUUGUGCUGCCUUUGGUUUUGCAACUGAUGGUACACGAAUUCUUGUAUUCGGUGGUAUGGUUGAAUAUGGAAAAUAUUCAGGUGAUCUAUGGGAAUUAAAUCCCAUUAAAUGGGAAUGGAAAAAACUGAAACCAAGAGCACCUCGAACAGCUCCUUUACCAUGUGCUCGACUUGGACAUACAUUAACAUAUGCAGAUGGAAAAUAUUAUCUUUUCGGUGGACUAGCUAAUGAUAGUAAAGAUCCAAAACAAAAUGUUCCUCGAUAUUUAAAUGAUCUCUAUGCGCUUGAAUAUAAAGGUAAUAAUUGUGUUUGGGAACAACCUAUGGUUCGUGGUACAUCACCAACUGAACGUGAAUCGCAUUCAUGUGUUUUUUAUCGUGGUCAAAUUGAAAAUCGACCAAAAUUAAUUAUUUAUGGUGGUAUGAAUGGUCAUCGUUUAGGUGAUCUAUGGAGUUUUCAUCUUGAUUUUUCCCAAUGGACACAAUUGACACCAUCCGGUUUGGGUCCACAACCACGUAGUCUUCAUUCAGCUGUUGUCAUGGGAAAUCGAAUGUUCAUUUUUGGCGGUUGGGUUCCAUUAAUUAUGUCGGAUAAAAAUGAUCAAUAUUCAAAUGAAAAAGAAUGGAAAUGUACUAAUACGCUAGCAGCCUUUAAUUUAGAAACGAAUGGUUGGGAACUUCUCGGACAAGAAUGUCUAGAUGAUAAUGUACCAAGAGCGCGUGCUGGUCAUUGUGCUGUUACUGUGAAUACAAGAAUGUAUAUUUGGAGUGGACGUGAUGGAUAUCGAAAAGCUUGGAAUAAUCAAGUUUGUUGUAAAGAUUUAUGGUGUUUAGAAACGGCGUGUCCUGGUGAACCAGAAAAAGUGCAAUUACUUAAAGCAGGUAUUGGAAAUUUGGAAGUAUCAUGGAAUCCUGUUCCAACUGCUGAUUCUUAUAUCUUACAAAUACAACGUUUUGAAGCACCCGUCGAACAACCUCCAUCAUCAUCUUCUAUUCUUCCAGUAACAUCUCACCCACCAACAAUUCAUCCUCCAUCGUUACCAUUACAAUCAAUAUCGGCUUCUCUUUUUGCUUCGAAGAGUCCACAAUCUGUUCUCGCAUCAUUAAUUCCAACAUUUGCAAAUGAACAACAAUCAACAAGUGUAUCUGUUUCAGCCAUUCCAGAUACAAACGGCGUUGCCGAUCCAUGUCUUUCAUCUUCAACAACAACAACAACAACAGCAGCAGCAGCACUAAAUAAAUCUGCAUCAGAUUUACUUUCAUUCGCUCAUUUAUCUUCUUCACAAACACCGUAUUCAUCGUCAAUCAGUACAGUUAAUGCCCAAUCAUUACCAACUGUCUCUAUAUCACCUUCGAACAGUAUAAACAAUACAAUAUUAUUUCAAAAAACUAUGCCUACAACUAUUUCUUCAUCUAUACAACAAAAUCACCAAUCAAUAUUUAAUUCAACACAAACCGUUCGACCAGCGACUACAUCGAAUAUUCAAUUUCUUAAUACGAAUUCUAGCAGUGGCUCAAAUACUGUUCGUCCAAUAAUCUUUCAUCAAAAAUCAUCAAAUAACUCUACACAACCACAACUUCUUACUGUUAUGCCUGCUGGUGUGCGUGUUCAACAAUUAACACCUGUUGUACGCGGUGCAUCAAAUCAACCAACAACAAUUGUUCGUUUAAUGUCACCAGCAACUACAACAGUGCGGCCAGGUUCUACUGGUCAACAACAAAUUAUACAACUAAAUACUAAUAAGCAACAACAACCAUUAGUUAUUAAAGCAAUAACGGCACAAACCUCAAAUCGACAACACCAACCAAUAUUAUUAACAGGUAAUGCACAACAAAAAACAAUGACAACACAAUCUCAACAACAAGUAUUAGUAUUUAAUCAAAACGCAUUUUCAACGGCAGGUGGGCAGCAACAAAAAUUUACAUUACAGAUGAAAAAUUUUGAUCACAUCAAUCCAACACCAAUUAAUACAACACCGACACCACCACCAUCAACGACCACAAAUACUGAUAACGGCCAACCAGAACCAGCAAUGGAUAGUGUACUUCCUCAGUUGGAUGGUUGCAUUGAUAAUGAAGAUUGUCCUGAUCGUACAACACUAUUGAUUCCACAAUUAGAUGGAACAAUUGAUGACCAAUCCUUACAAAAUGGUACAUCUGAUAUACGAAAUUCUUCUAGUCCAGCACAACUACAAUCAACAACAGAUUUCGGACAUAUUAUCAAUACUGCAUUACAACAACCACUAAAUAAUCAUGAAAAUGCUCAAACAAUAAUAAAUGGUAAUUCAAAGAUUGAGCUACAACAACCAAUAGUUUCAAAUGAUACGAAACCAUCUGAAAACGAUGAUAACGAUGGUUGGCAUUUAAUUGGAACAUUCAAAACAACAACGGUUGAUAUUAAGCAUUAUUAUGUUGUUCCAUCAAAAAUCAAUAUUGAUAAUUAUGACCUUGAUUCACUUCAAGUACAUAAUUUAGUUAAAAAAGUUGAUCUCGAACCUGGUGUUAUCUAUAAAUUACGAAUAGCAGCUGUCAAUGCAUGUGGGCGUGGCCCAUGGAGUGAAGCAGCAGCAUUUAAAACAUGUUUACCUGGUUCACCACCAGCACCAUCUAAUAUUAAAAUUACAAAGACUCCUGAUGGCGGUGCUCAUCUAACUUGGGAUCCUCCAUCGAAUGCAUCACCAUUGAUAACUGGUUAUGCAGUCUAUCUAGCAGUAAAAAAUUCGGGCACCGAUAACACAAUAGCACGUCAACAACAACAAGCAUCACAAAUGGCUUUUGUUCGUGUUUAUGGUGGCGUUUUAGCUGAAUGUUCAGUAAAUGCAGCACAACUUCAUCAAGCUCAUCUUGAUAUAAGUACAAGUAGUAAACCUGCUAUUAUAUUUCGUAUAGCAGCACGUAAUGAACGUGGAUACGGACCAGCAACACAAGUUCGGUGGCUACAAGAUCAACAACAAACACCAUCAAAUAAUUCACUAAAACGAACUGGUUCCAAUGCAAAUUCUUCAUCAUCAAUACCAAAAAAACAAAGGGUAGUGCCAACGGGAGGCUCGUCAAAUGAUGGUUAA